Molecule: messenger RNA, 2704 nt
Organism: Rhodofomes roseus
Lineage: Eukaryota; Fungi; Basidiomycota; Agaricomycetes; Polyporales; Fomitopsidaceae
Product: Cullin-domain-containing protein
Exons: 13
Coding region: 223-2583 (786 amino acids)
Biological process (GO): protein ubiquitination; ubiquitin-dependent protein catabolic process
Cellular component (GO): Cul3-RING ubiquitin ligase complex
Molecular function (GO): ubiquitin protein ligase binding
Source: RefSeq, a predicted model, not a curated record
CUAGCCGCUACGCGGUCACCGGUGGCUGCAAAGCUGCCUUUCACUUCUCGAUUAGGACCCCUUGAGAACUCCUCUGGCUCGCCUUUCAUCCUUUCAUCCUGCUUUCCCAUACAUUGGUACUCUAUCCGUGCUGCUUACUCGUCGAGUUGAGGAGAUCAGCAAUCCGCGGGUCAUUACUUUGUGGCGCGACGUCAGAGAAGUGUGUAGGCUUAUAGUCGAGCUAUGGCAGCCGUUCCGCGUGUACGAGUGAAACCGAAGAUUAAACCGGCAAAGAAGCAUGGCCCCGAAUUCUCAAUAGACGAGACAUGGGCAAAGUUGUCCAAGAACAUUGUCGAAAUUCAGAACCACAAUGCGGCCAAUCUAUCGUACGAAGAGAAUCAUCGCUUCGCAUACAACAUGGUUUUGUACAAGCACGGGGAGACGCUGUACCAGGGGACGAAGAAGCUCAUAGCUGAGAAUCUGGACAAGCUUGCGAACGAGUACAUUGUCCCCGCAUUCCCCACACAUGUCGAUGCCGACCCCUUGGAGAAGGCUCAGGCUGGAGAGCUGCUCUUAAAGGCCGUGAGGAAGGUGUGGGACGACCACACGUCCAGUCUCUCAAAGUUACGAGACGUCCUGAAGUACAUGGACCGAGUAUACACGAAAUCGAAACAAGUACCAGAGAUUUGGGACGCCGGGCUACUUUCGUUCAUUGAGCACAUCGUGCGCGCACCAAUACAGGGGCACAUCAUCUCGGCCGUUUUGAACCAGGUACAGACGGAACGCGAUGGGUAUGUGAUCAACCGCUCCGCCGUGAAAGGCUGCGUGGACGUGCUUCUGCAGUUGUUUGACGAGCGGGCGGACGUUUCGGUGUACAAACGAGACUUGGAACCCGUCCUCUUGAGAGAAAGCGAGGCCUUCUACCAGAAGGAAGGGAGCCAUCUACUGGAGACUUGUGAUGCCGCUGAAUACCUACGACGGGUUGAGAGUCGAUUGGAUCAAGAAGAAUCACGGGCACAUCACUUCCUGUCAUCACAGACUAGCCUCCCGUUACGCCGAAUACUGGAAGAGAAGCUCAUUAGCCCACACCUCUCCACCAUCAUCUCCAUGCCCAACUCCGGGCUGGACGUCAUGAUCGAUCUGGACAAGAUCGACGACCUCGCGCGGCUCUACCGUCUUUUCGUCAUGGUGCCUGCGGGCAUCCCCACCCUCCGAAAGGCUCUCAGGGAGACGAUCAUUCGACGGGGAAGGGAUAUCAACUCGGCCAGUCUUUCGCUAGAGGGGGAGGAAGCGCAGGAGGAUGAGGAUGUGGAGAAGAGUAGCAAGGCGAAGGGCAAGGGCAAGGCGCGGGCCGGGAAUGCAGGCUCGCAAGUGCUUUCACUCGCGCUGAAGUGGGUGCAAGACGUCUUGGACAUGAAGGACAAGUUCGACAAGACAUGGUCGGGCGCCUUCCAGAGUGACCGCGACGUCGAGAGUAGUACGAAUGAGGCUUUCGAGGCGUUCAUCAAUAUGCAUGAGAAGGCGCCCGAGUUCAUCUCCUUGUUCAUCGACGAUAAUCUCAAGAAGGGUCUCAAAGGGAAAACGGAUGCCGAAGUAGACACCGUCCUUGACAAGACGAUCACGAUCUUUCGUUUCCUCGCGGAUAAGGACGUCUUUGAGCGGUACUACAAGGGCCAUCUCGCCAAGCGGCUUCGCCUCGGGCGAUCUGUGUCAGACGACGCAGAGCGGAACAUGUUGGCGAAGCUCAAGGUGGAGUGCGGGUACCAGUUCACACAGAAACUCGAGGGCAUGUUCCAUGACAUGAAGAUAUCCGCCGAAACGAUGCAGGCGUACCGCAAUCACCUUGAAACUACUUCGGCACCGGACGUCGAGAUCUCCGUCAUCGUCAUGACGUCGACCUUUUGGCCAAUGUCGCAUUCCGGUUCACCAUGCAACUUCCCAGCCGAGCUCCUGAAGACCGCCAAGUCGUUCGAGCAGUUCUACCUGUCACGGCACUCCGGUCGGCGGCUAACUUGGCAGCCAUCACUGGGUAAUGCAGAUAUUCGGGCGCGGUUCAACUCGCGGACACACGAUUUGAACGUGUCCACGUAUGCGCUUGUCAUCCUGCUACUUUUCGAGGACCUCGCGGAUGGUACAUCACUGAGCUAUCAGGAUAUCAAGUCGGCAACGGCAAUACCGGAUACAGACCUCCAGCGCAACCUGCAGUCGCUCGCAUGCGCAAAGUACAAGAUCCUCAAGAAGCACCCGUACGGGAGGGAUGUGAACCCGGAGGACUCGUUCACGUUCAACGCCGACUUCUCUGCGCCGCUGCAGAAGAUCAAGAUCAGUACCGUUGCUGCGCGGGUGGAGAGCACGGAUGAGCGGAAGGAGACGAAGGAUAGGGUGGAGGAGGAGCGGCGGCACCAGACAGAGGCGUGCAUUGUGCGAAUCAUGAAGAACCGUAAGCAUAUGACGCAUAACGACCUCGUCAGCGAAGUCGCACGGCAGCUCUCCAGUCGAUUCCAACCAAAUCCUUUGAACAUCAAGAAGCGGAUUGAAGGUCUGAUCGAGCGAGAAUAUCUGGAGCGCUGCGAAGACCGCAAGUCAUAUAACUAUCUGGCAUAAAUUGUACGCCCGUAGACGUAUGUAUACUGUACCUCAAUACCUCACUGUAUCACCACUGUCAUUCCAGCAAUCAUCUGUGCUUUCCAUCCACGGACCUUCUUUCGGUGUGCACGGAGGACAU